UUAAUCAUUAACUACACUUCUAAUCUUCUUAUGUUAAGUCUGAGUGACUUAAGUUCAUUUCGCUUCAGCAUCGUGAGACGUGAGACGUGAUUUGUGUUGGAACGUGCGGUUUUUUGUCACGUCAGGCUUUGACGUUGUCUGAGGAAGCCUAAUGACAGAAUGUUCCAGAAGGCUACAUGCAGCAACAUUUACAGACAUUACUGACUGAAUUCUGGUCUAUGUACUUAAACGAUGAGCUACCUGGCCCACUGGCAGUUCUUUGGGCUGGUACUGGCAGUACUGGGAUUGAUCCUAAUGAUUGCCACCACUGGAGUGGAUGAUUGGAGGGUGUGGUAUGUGGACGACGUGUCCGUCAUCACCUCUGGCACGGCCUGGGUCGGCAUCUGGAGGGCUUGUUUUUAUAGCAGCAUCCUGGACACGGCUAAAUUCUGCCGGCGCAUAAGCAUCACAGACUCAUUCAUUCCUUCAGAGAUCGCUGCAGCGCAGGUGCUGUGUAUGAUCGCCGUCCCUGUAGGAAUCGCAGCAAACCUGAUUGCAGGAUACGCCAUGAGACUUGACUACUUCAACAUAGAUGGAGGGCACGUCAGACUUUUCUUUUUCUCAGCAGGUGCUUUAUAUUUCCUUACUGCAGCGUGCGCGCUGAUUCCUGUUUUCUGGAACAUGAACUCGGUGUUCGAGAAUCAUACAAUUGAUUUCCCACCAGAGUUUCUUCUACCUCCUGCACCAUAUAAACAGGAGCUCGGUCUGGGCAUCACAACAGGAAUCGGCUCCUCUGUUUUGCUUAUUAUAAGUGGGCUGCUCUUCCUGUUCUACAGGCAAACACGUAAACCCAGGAAACACAAAGCUGAGGGAACUGGAGGUAACACGAACCUCAGAACUGGUGCUCUGGACACUGAGAAUGUGAGAGAAGGCAGAUAUAACCCAGUAUUCAAGAUAGAGGAAAAGCUGUAAUGUAGAUUUAUGGAUCCUAUAUAAUGCUAUUUAAACAUCUUUACCUUACACUUCCAACCAAUCAGAUUUCACUCCACUCUGUCACAAAGUUUAUAUGGUUUUAAAAAUUAGCUGUUUCUUUACCUUUUCCAAUAUCUCCUACUUCUCAUCAUGGUCUAUCCUAAAUAUAGUUCAAAUAUACAGUAUACAAGAAGGGAGAUGUGGAAGCCUAGUGGUUAAGGUUUGACUAGCAACUGGAAGGUUGUGGGUUUGAAUCCCAAAGCUGCCACUGUUGGGCCCUUGAGCAAGGCCCUUAACCCACAAUUGUAUACAAAUGAGAUAAAAUGUAAGUUACUCUGGAUAAGGGCUUCUGGCAAAUGCCAUGAAUGUAAAUUAACACCGUCUGAACAAUCGGAUUUCAGCAGCACUGUGUUAUGGUGAGAUAUAAUGCACUUUAAUUAACACUCAAUUCAGCAUGUUGUACUGUUGUUUUUGUAAUUUUUUUUGCAAUUUGUUUUGUCUAUGCAGUGUAGUUUUUAGCAUUUUCAGGGGUCAGGGCUGCUGCUGUGCUGCAAAAUCACAGGAUGUGCCAUUACUUUUGGGUGUAGAGGUGUUUAGUUUAACAGGACUAAAACAUCCUUUCUGUUUUUUUGUUUUGUUUUUUUUUUCUUCUUCCAUUUGAAUGAUAAAGGAGGCUGAACCAAAAUGCAGUAAUGGCUUCAAUGAGAAUGUUCAUGUUGGACUCAUUUUAAAAAUAUAUAGUGAAGAAGGCUUUUGUGUUUAAAAGUAUGCAUUAAGAAGAAUCAUAUUAGAAUCAAGUGCAUUAUAUCCCAGCACAGUGCUGUGGAACUCUCUAAUAUGAUUGGACAGUUUAGAGGAUUUUCUGCAUCAGCUCUAUAAUAGUUCUGGCUGCAUGUCAAAUGUCAAAACAUUUACAGAAGAAGAAGAAAAAAUCUCAACUGUCUGUUUCUUAAUGGUCAGUGCAUUGUACUUUCCGCUUUGUUUUUUGCCUUUAAGAGAUACCUGAAUACAGGUAUUUUUAAGAGAGAUUAAAAAAGAGUGAAUUUUGGUAGGAAAUGUCUGUAGCAACUUUCACAGAGUGAGAAACAGUAACUAAGUUGAUUCCUAGAUGUUCCUACAACAUUAAAUGCAGCUUUAAACAGAUGAAGAGUGUCAUUCUUUAAUGGAAUCUGUUCAUCGUUACUUAAUUACUCUGGUAUUAGGUGAAUAACACUUGAUGAUGUAAACACACUUCAUCACAAUCCGCUUGCAUCACAAUCCGCUUGCCGAGCCUGAUCAUAUCACUCGACUCUCUAAAAGCACACUCCAUUUUGUUUUAUUUCUUACUUCUUAUUUCUUGCACAUGAGUUAUAUAAACAGCAAGCAGAGCUAAGGGCAUGAAUUACACUUUGAUGGAAAUGUAACUCACUGCAUGGCAAAAUGUAAUAAUAAUAUUGAAGAUGCAGAAUGGAAAUCGACUUAACAGGCAACGUCAAUCAGCAUUAACAGUCUUGAAAUUAAAAUGAGUUUGAUUUCAGCAUUUACAUUGAGGAUAUAAGGAUUUCUGUGAAAGAAAGCUAAUGGUUUUUUCUGAGUUAAUAGCUAGUAGUUAAUAGCUAGUAGUUUAGCUAAAAGAGAAAUACUUCUGUUUUUAAAAAAAUCUUAAAUUCCUGUAAAUGUCUGUCUGUACAAUUCAGAUAUUACAUAUUGCAUGUGCAUCCUUAGUCCUGAACUCUCCAUAUGCUAAUUACAUUCCCACUCUCUCUUAAUAUAGAUGACUUAUAAUAACAUAGAAAAUGCAAUGACACUAGACUGUAUGUAAGGUUUCCAUUUCCUCUAAACUACAUUCCAUUCCUAUAUUAGUCUUCAUUCUGUACAUGACCAUCAUUUUAUUAGUCUAGUUGUUCUACAGAUUUUCUCCCAGUUUAUAGUAAAUAUAGUCUAUCCAUCUGCUCUCUGUACUUCUUUUCCUACAUCAUGUGGAAAAUCUGGAGCCUGUCCCAGGUAACACUGGGUACAAGACAGGAGACACUCUGGACACGGUGCUAUCCCCAAGCCAAGUCAAGUAAAGUGGUCAUGUUAAGAAGCUUUUAUUGUAAUGCAGUUCAUAGUAAAAUGAAACAAUGUUCCUUCAGGACCUUGGUGCUACAUAAAGCAACAGGACUAAUGGGUAAAAAGUAAAUUAACCUACGACACAAUGCAAACAGACAGUACUAUACAAUACAAUACAAUAUAAUACAAUUUAUACGUGGACAUAAUAUUUGACAGCAGCAGUUUGGGGCAGCAUUAAAAUGUCAUGUGCCAAAAGCCACACACACACACACACACACACACACACACACACACACACACACACACACACACACACACACACACACACACACACAAUUUAUAGAUGCCAGUUAGCCAAUAUAGCAUAUAUUUAGUCUAGGGGAGGAAAUCAGUGGAAACCCUUGAAGCACAGGGCGAACAUGCAAAGGUGAUUGGAAUCAAACCCCCAACUCUGAAGGUACAAGGCAAACAUACUAACCAAGACACCAUGUCCACCUGCAAUAAAGAUGUUUAGUGUUAUUGCUCCUGUCAUUGUAAUAAAUGUUAAUCUCUUAUCUGUAGCAAUGACUGCAUGAUGGUGCUUGUGCUGGAAAGAUUAGAAGCUUGUUUCAGCUUUAUCUCUUUUUUUUCUCUUCGUUUAUUUUGCCAACCAAUGGUCUUUUGUGGUGUUUACAUAUAUGAGCUUGUUUACUGUCAUAACGUUCACCAGACCAUGAUUCUCAUAUACAGAGAUAACAGAACUAAACCUCUCAUCUGCAGUCAGACAUUUUUCAUGUGACUCUGGUUUAAAUUUAGCUGAUUUGUGAAUAGAGGGAUAAAAUGCUUCCUACCUUGAACCAGAGGCUUUUGUGACCCCUGCUAGGACUGGAAUGAAGCUUUAUCAUUAGCUCCCAGCACGACACCAUCCCUUAUUACUGUAUUUCAUUGUUGCUUUGCAUGGCUUAAUCUUAUUAUACUUGAAUUGAAGAACAAUUCUGAUCAAUCCCACUGUGAAUAACAUGAUUUUCUCUUUUUAUAAAACCACAUAAUCCUUCUGAUUAUAUGAUAAAGGGAGAUUAAUUAGUUCUUGCAGAUUGAAGCUGAUUUUAUUUUCUCUUUGCAUUGCAUUAUACUAGCAUUUGUUAUGUACAGUAUUUUAGGUUAGAGAUACAGUUCUGUGCAAAAGUAUUAGACACUGAUUUUGUCCUAGAUGUUUCAUUUUAUGUCUUCUGCAUUAUUGUGUCUGGGAAUAACUUUUCAAAUUUUCAAAUAUAUUAUAUAUUAUAUAUAAAUACUUUUAAAAAAAAUCACAGAAAAUGUUUAUGGAAUUAUGUAUUAGACUACUCUCUUCAGACAGGAAAUGAAAGAUGGAUGUCAGGUUUUGACAGUUAGAAAGAUCCAGAAGUAUUGAGGCAGAUUCUCCAGGCUGACAUGUAACAGUAACCUUUGAUUUUCUUAGAAAACUGCACUAAACUUUUUUUUUUAUCAAAGAUUUUUAUUUCUAUAUUUAUAUGAAAAGAUUAAAUGACUAUUUUUAAGGGCAUAUUUGUUUUCUUUAUAUGUUUACAGUACUGUAGAACAGUACUUUUUAGUAUGAUCUGAGGAUUGGAUGGAUAUAACUGAAUAUGAAUCUGUUCUUAACAAACAGAAAAUAUAUUCAACUAUAUUCUAUUCUGACCAUAUUUCUAUAAGCCCAAAAUCCACAUCUAUAAAAUAUAUUUAUAAUACUGCCUCCCUGUAAAACACAUUUUUUUAAUUUAUUGUUUUUUAAUUAAUGCAGGUCUGGCAAAUCUCUUUUUAUAUUUCUUUCAGGAAUUCAGCAAUCCGAAAGACCUGAAAGUAAAAAUGAGCAAAUAUUAUUAGCUGGCACAUUUUUCCACUAUAAUCAACAGUUAAACAGUGAGUUAAACAAUACUCUGAUGUCUUGAAACCUAGUCCCUUAACCUAUUGUGUGAUGUUAGAAAGAAAGAGUUUCAGAAAGAUUCAUUUGGUUAACACUAAUUAUCAGCUCGGGUGAGGUUGAUAAUCUGAAGUGUAGAAGGUCUGUAUUUGUGUAUUGUGUGUUUUGAAAGUAUUUUUAGCUUCACUUCCAGGUCAACUCCAAAUACAGAUACAGAUACAGAUACAGAUACAGAUACAGAUACAGAUAUGUAUUGCACUAAAUUGAUCCAGAUCCAGAUGAUAGCAUUGUUUUAAACUCAUAACCCACAUGUCUGUAUCUGGCUAUUUAGAUGAUCUUCAUAUGAUCACAUACUAUCCACUGUGUUUUUUUAAAUCUAUUCAUUAAUUGUAAAAAUGUAAAGCAUGUUAACAUAUUUGAUUUGUGAAAUAUAGGUCUUACAAUUAUUUUUCCCCAAGUCUUCGGAUUUAUUCAUCAACUCGUCCACUUUACCUAAAAGAGACGAGAUGUGGGAUUUGCAAUUACAUAUUAGGUCUUUCAGGUAUUUUUAUUUGUACUCCAGUUACAAUAAAGCUCAAAAAACAAUGUUUUUUAAUGUAAUUAGACAUUUACCCAUGUCACACAGAGUACUGUACAAAAGGCAAGUAUCAUAUGUUAUUUAUAUAAGCAUGUUCAUCCUCAACAUCAAUCUAGAGUUAAAAACAUCUGGAAGUCGUCUUAAAGGCCAAUAAAAUACCUUAACCCUAGUCUUAUGUUCACUCUUUGGACCCUUUGGUACUGUUUGGGUCCAAUUAACCUGGGAUAUAUUUGGGAUUUUAAAAUCACUACACAAAAAGUCUUUCACAAAUAAUGUCUUUAUCUCAGUGCCAAACACAUAGAUUAUAAUUUUUAGAGUCGCUAAAUUACAUUUAAUAAUGAAAGGAUAAUUUGUUUUUGUGAUACAUUUAUAAUUUGUCUAACAAAUAUAAAUAGUAUAAAUCUAGAAAAAAAAAGGAAUGAAACAAAGUUAGAAUUAAUUCAAUUUGAUUUCAAUUCAAUUUAUUGAAUUUAACUGAUAUUGUCUCAAAGCAGCUUUACAGAAGCAUAGAAACAAAUUAAACAGCUUAAAAUUAAAUUACUAUUCAUCUCUAAUAACUGUCUGUAAUGAACAAGCCUGAGGCAAUCUGGAAAGGAAAAACUCCCUGAGAUAAUAUGAUAAAGAAACCUUGAGAUUAACCAGACUCAGAAGGAAACCUCAUCCUCAUCUGGGUGAUUGUCAGGAUUGUGUUCAUUGCCAGACCACCAGAGGAAGUGCUGAUAGAUGUUUUAUCAUAUCUGUAAGAAAGAUUCCUCCUCGCACUUGUCCGCAUCCCUUUAUCUCUGCAAAACAAUAGGAGCUCCGGAACACUGAGAGAACAAACCACACGAGUGAAAUCAAAUCUGGUUUAUUCCAAACAGCUGCUCAAAGAACUGAGCGACAGAACAGAAUAUAUACGCAAUGGAAUACAGUAAGCUAUGGUGUAUGAGAUAAGGCGGGGGGAAGUAUUCUCAACAUAGAUAGGGGUAUGCCAGAAUGCUGCAUCCUCACAACUAUUAUCCAGGCAUUGAAGGUCAGAAAGCCUGUACAUGAGCAAAGAGAAACUGAGUGUCCUGCGAGUAAUCUCACAAGCAGGUCAGCCUAUCUUGUCUUUUUCAUCCUGUCAAGAGCACUAAAAGAACAGGAUAGACUCAAACCAAGAACAUUAAAUCAGAAGAGGUGAAGAUGACAUAUAACACAGAAAUACAUUUUUACAUCCUGCUUAUGUUUGCAGAAACACAGGGUACAAAAACAAGAAAACAAGAACACACUUAUCACAGGUCAGCAUGACCAGCGUGGGGAGAACAUUCCUUUCGACAAAGAAAGAGAAAUGUAGAAAGAAAAUGAAAUAAGCACAAAAAUUAAUUACCGUAAAGAAAAUUCAUUUCAGCAAUAUCAUAGUCUGUUUUGCUUGUCAUGUGUUGUUCCCAGGUUUUGUGCAAUGCCCUUUCUAUUGAUCUGUUUUCCUGCUUUGGUUCCCAUUUCCCCUGAUGUUCUGCCCUAUAUAUACCUGCCUUGUCACACCUGUCUAUGUCAGUCAUUGUGUUUGUGUGGUACAGUGCAAUGUAUUCAGGUAUCAAUUGCGGUAGUUAUGUUUUCGUUUCUCAUACUUUACAUGCAAUCGCUUUGUAUUUUCUCUACGUCUUGUUGUAAGGUUAGUUUUGUUUGAUGUUAAUAAAGCAGUGCUUCAGUUUCA
Messenger RNA from Tachysurus fulvidraco (yellow catfish), 7113 nucleotides. It is a transcript of the gene cldn34a, whose product is annotated as claudin 34a. Gene Ontology annotation, molecular function: structural molecule activity. The record is from RefSeq and is a predicted model, not a curated record. Lineage: Eukaryota; Metazoa; Chordata; Actinopteri; Siluriformes; Bagridae. Gene Ontology annotation, biological process: bicellular tight junction assembly; cell adhesion. The transcript is spliced from 2 exons. Bases 232 to 951 code for a protein of 239 amino acids. Gene Ontology annotation, cellular component: bicellular tight junction; plasma membrane.